AUGGUUCUAGUGAAGCAAAUUCAUAGAAUGGCAUCGUUUGCGGCGCAAGCUGCUCUCCGGUCGAGAUGGAGUUCUCUGAUUGAGUCGACCAGUGUUGAUGUACCUGGCGAGGUCACAGAUGGCGUCCGCUCUGUCGUUGGAUGGCUCAAACAGGCGUCGCUUGAGGUCCGACAAGUGGGUAGACGAGCUGUCAACCAGCUAUCCGGCCGAGGCAUGGCGGACGACGUGGUCAUUAUACACUUUAACGAUGUCUACAAUAUUGAACAGGUGACAAACACAGAACCAGUGGGAGGUGCCCUACGAUUUUGUACCGCCGUGAAAUCGUUACAACACCUCAACCCUUUAGUAUUAUUUAGUGGAGAUGCCUUUUCACCUAGCAUGUUAAGCACUUUCACAAAAGGCGAACAAAUGGUACCUGUGUUGAAUGAAAUAGGGACUCAUUGUGCUGUUUUUGGUAACCAUGAUUUCGAUUUCGGCCUUGAAGUCUUGUCGAAGUUAGUCGCGCAGUGUAACUUCCCCUGGCUAAUGUCAAAUGUAAUCGACAACGAGACGGGAAGGCCGCUGGGGGACGGAAAGAUCACUCACGCGCUCAUUUGUAAUGGCCACAAGAUAGGUCUUAUUGGAUUAGUUGAACAGGAAUGGUUAGAAACAUUAGCAACGAUCAAUCCAGAGGAAGUUACAUUCAUAGAUUUCUUACAAGCUGGCGCUAAAUUAGCAUCGCAGUUAAAGGAAGAGGGUUGCGAGUACGUAAUAGCGCUAACGCAUAUGCGUUCACCGAACGACAUAAAACUUGCGGAGGGUGAUAAUAAAAUAGACCUAAUUUUGGGUGGACACGACCAUGUCUACGAGGUUUUGGAGAUAAACAACAAGUACAUUGUGAAGAGUGGCACGGACUUCCGGCAAUUCAGCAAGAUAAAUAUAAAUUUCUCGGGCGAGGCCCCUCGGGUGGACAUAUCUGAGGUCGGUGUGACCAGCUCGUUCGCUGAAGAUCCCGUCUUGAAGUCGAAGACGGAUAAAUAUUCAGCUAUGAUCGAUGGUAAAAUGGAUGAAGUCCUCGGCAAGUUCUAUGUACCGUUAGAGGGUAGGUUUUCUUGCAUACGUCGUCAAGAAUGCAACCUGGGUAACUGGGUCUGCGAUGUUUUGUUAGCAGCUACUGGGGCCGACCUCCUCAUCCUGAAUUCUGGGACAUUUCGAUCAGAUCAGGUCCACCCAGCAGGUGACUUUACACUCCGAGAUUUAUCCACCAUCAUCCCAAUGCGAGACCCACUAGUGGUCGUUGAGGCUACUGGCUCCACCAUCCUCCAGGUACUGGAGAAUUCAGUGAGCAAGUAUCCUAGCUUGGAAGGACGGUUUCCGCAGGUGGCGGGUGUGUCGUUCGCUUUCGAUCCCUCUAAGCCGCCAGGUCAGCGGAUCGCAGAAGACGUGGUGAAAAUUGGAGACGAAUAUUUGCUGAAGGACUUGAAGUAUCGCUUGGCAAUCAAACAGUAUUUACAUUCGGGGAACGACGGAUUCACUAUGUUACCUAAAUGUCCUAUAUUGGUUUCAGACGACAUGUGCCCGGAAAUAGGUAUGGCUAUACAGAACCACUUUUCCGCCAUCAAUGUCAGAACGGGGAAGUCCCGCCCAUCCAAACAUCGGCAGUCGCUCGUCACGCUUAGCCGGAGGCACAGCUUAGUGAAAAUGCUGGACGGUAACGAGCUGGAUGGUCCGCCGCCACUCCGUAGGGCUUCUUCAGCGGCAGAAUCACCACACACACACCAUAGGUUAACCCGUCGUGCGUCGCUGGACGAUUUGGAGCAAAAUGCGUGCGAGCUAGCGCCUAAAGUCGAAAAUAGGAUAAUAUUACUCGAUAAGCCAGAGAAACUACAAGAGCUGUUAGCAGAAAAAGCCAGGUGGGAGUCAGAUUCUGUCAUCAAAGAAGUCGAUGAUGAAAAUUCGCCUUAA
Messenger RNA from Leptosia nina, 1944 nucleotides. NCBI's taxonomy places the organism in Eukaryota, Metazoa, Arthropoda, Insecta, Lepidoptera, Pieridae. The record is from the annotation of a GenBank genome assembly.